Messenger RNA from Acanthopagrus latus (yellowfin seabream), 4557 nucleotides. RefSeq names its product unc-51 like kinase 4 (gene ulk4). NCBI's taxonomy places the organism in Eukaryota, Metazoa, Chordata, Actinopteri, Spariformes, Sparidae. Bases 47 to 4366 code for a protein of 1439 amino acids. The transcript has 37 exons. Gene Ontology annotation, biological process: protein phosphorylation. Gene Ontology annotation, molecular function: ATP binding; protein kinase activity. The record is from RefSeq and is a predicted model, not a curated record.
UUAAAACCAAAAAUCCUUCAAACAAUCAAACCGACGUUUUUCUUGAAUGAUGUGUAUGUUUAAGUAUUUUAGGAACACAAAUGCACGUCUUUGUACACAUGUGAUCACACUGGUGAAUAGAAUUAGUUUUUCAUUUUAUCUGAAGUAUCUCAGACUUCCCUCUUCCAGUUGGAAUUACGUGGCCCAUCAGUCUUCCGCCAUCAAACAGUGGGCUGCUGAGGAGUCGAUGGAGAACUUUAUUCUGUAUGAGGAGCUUGGGGCAGGCAGUAGCUCUGUGGUCUAUAAAGGAAGAAAGAAGGGCAAUCUCAACUAUGUAGCCAUCAUCUGCGCCAACAAAGCUGGGAGACCUCACAUCACUAACCAUGUACGUCUCUCACAUGAUCUGAAUCAUCCUAACAUAGUAUCCUUCUAUGAGUGGUAUGAGACAAGUAACCACCUCUGGUUGGUGGUGGAGCUCUGUACAGGUGGAUCCCUGGAGUCUGUGAUUAGUCGUGAUGGAUGCCUGUCAGAGGAUGUGGUGAGGGGGUUUGGAUGGGACUUGGUCAAAGGACUGAAACACAUCCAUGAAUCAGGAAUAAUUUUCUCUGACUUGACCCCUGCUAAGAUCCAACUUGAUGGCAGCGGCAGUCUGAAGUUUGGUAACUUCUGUAUGUCUAAGGCAGAGGGAGAGACAUUGGAGGAUUUAUUUGCCAUGCUCUCUACAUCAGAUGAGGCAAGGGAAGAAGAUAGCAGGGAGCACUUUGAAAACAUGAGUAAAAGGCUACAAGGUUCUCCAACUUACAGUGCUCCUGAGGUUUUGCAGGGAUCAGAAACGAACAUGAGUUCUGAUCUCUGGGCUCUGGGUUGUAUACUCUACUACAUGUACACUGGGAAGCCUCCAUUCAGUUCUGACAGUAACACUGAACUGACAGACAUGAUUUUACGUCAGGAACCGCCACCUCCAAGACAGACGCAGUUUUCAUCCAGUCCGCCCAGUGAGGACUUUCAGAAUCUCCUGAAAAGGUUGCUAAAUAAAAACCCAGAUAAAAGGAUGGACUGGCCAGAGUUACUUGAACACCCUCUCUGGACACAAGUUCUUAAAGAGGAAGACGAUGUAGCAGGGGCGGAGGAGGACAGAGAACGGCAUUGUGAAGAAAUAACUAGCUUGAGAUACACAGAGGUCCAUGACCCUAUCUCUCCAGAGCAGGCGGACAAGCCUCUCGACAGCCACUCAGCCAUAGCACAGCCAGUCUAUAUGACUUAUAACAAACCCAUCUCAUCAGAGACAACAACUGCCAUAACUCACAGACCAUCUGACAGAAGGCCUGGUUGCCAACAAGCUGUCAGACACACAACCUGCGGAGCCUCAAGGAAUAACCAGGGCUUGGAUAGGGAGAUAGGGAAGGAGAGAAGAGGAGAACUGGAGGCAAAGACAGAAGACGACCCCAAGCUAACUGGGGCCCAGCAGUUCACCGUACUGCAGCCUAAUAAGUCAUUCACACUAGAUAAUGUAUCAGAGCUCAGGCCAAAGAGUGGCGUAGAUGAAGACAACACUGAGGCCAUUUUUCUGCUCAGCUCCUGUAUCAACUCCAGAAGGAGCUGCAGCAUCUCAGAUUCUCUGAACCAGUCACCUGUACCCCAGGCCAGAUCUGGUUCUGACAUCUCAUCCUGUGUGAAAGCUCUUCUCCAUACUGACUCUGAUCUAAUUGUCACCCCAGUCAUGGACAACCCCAAGAUUCUGAAGAGUCUGCCUGUCCGAUUUGAUUCCAAAACUCUUUGUGUCCCAGCCUAUUCAGUUGAGAAGUUGCAGUCCCUGAGUGAUGAAGAGUGGGCAGUAUUCCUCAUACAGCUCCAUUCGUCCCUUGGAGAACAGAACCUCUCAGCUCCUCUCUCCACUUCCUCCACUGCUCCUCCUCCUUCCACCACAAUUCGAGCCAAGCUCAACCUGCUAUGCUACCUCUGUUGUGUGGUUGGACAUAAAGUUAUUGCCAACAGACUGAUUAACUCAACACUGCUUCCAUUAUUGACCCAACAAUUACGACGAUCUCCUAACUGGGAUGUGCGAAGCAAGGUUCUCAGAGUGAUGGGUCUACUUGCACUACACUGUACUGAACUCAGAGAGGACAUUCCAGUGUCUGAGGUUGUGUCCAUACUAACUGAUCUGCUGAGAGACAACAUGAGGAACAGUAAAAUAAAGCAACUCCUGAUGCCGCCACUUGGGGAGUUCCUCUACCUCAUCACUUCUCAGGAGGAGAAGAGAGGCUCCCCAGAGGGACUGUGGUUCGUUCCCGCUGCCGCCUACACUGGCUUAAUGAGGAGCCUGCGGGAAGGGGAUGAUUCCAUAAUUCAUCACAUGGCUGCAAAAAUCAUAGAGAACAUCUCCACUACUGUGUCUGGCCCCUCCCAUUAUCUGUUUUCCACAGAGAUAGGCUCUGCCCUGUGGUACUUGUUUACUCACUCCACUGUUGAGGCUGUCAGAGUCACUGCCAUCUCUUCUCUUUCGAGGCUAACCCGGAUGGUCCCAGCAGUCUUCUUGGCAGUGAUUGACACCUGUGGCCCUGCGGCUAUCUUGGAUAGUGUGGGAGGAGCAGGGGCCCGAGUCCAGCAGCACCUCCUUACAGCCAUGGCCACUGCCUUGCUCACCUCACGCAUUCACAUACACCGCGUCACUCAAAACAGGGAUUUGGUGUUGAAGGUGCUACGCUGUCUAGAGAGUCCAUCCACAGUAACAAGAGCCAAAGCAUCACUACUACUGCUACUGCUCAUACAGGACAACGCACACACACUGCUUUUCUGCUGUCAACACAGACUUGUGAUGUACGUGGAAAGAGACCUCCGCAAAGCCACGCCCCUCAGAGAGAAUCCCAGCCAAUCAGGAUACCUGUCUCAGUGUCUGGAUUUAUUGAUUGUAUAUAUGAGUAACACUGCACCACUGAUAAUGGAGGAUGUCUUGUGUGCAUUACGAGGUGUGAUCGGGAGGAGACACCCAUCUACAGCUCAAAGCAGACAGCUUAAACACACUUUGCCUACAAUGUCCAUAGUGCUGGAACUUCUUUCAUCACAGGUCUUUAGAUCUCAAAUAGUAACGGAAGAAUUUCUGGCUCAAAUUGGACUCCUCCUGAACUAUAUCACCUCCAUAGAGUCAAACGAAACAAAUCUGGCCAGUGCUUUGGGCGCUGCAGUAUGUGAGGAACUGAUCAGGACUUCUCUGUCCAUUGUGGAAGUCUUUAGCCAGCACCAUGCUCUCACCUCUCCACAUCAUAGUGCUGUUGUGAAUGACAUCCUGCCUCCUCUGACAACACUGGCUUUCAGCAGAAAUGUGGAGUGGUCUGUGUUUGUUCUGAGGGUGCUGUCUGAACUCAGUCUCGUCCUGCUGGUUCAGGAGAAUGAUGGGACUGAGGACAAUGAAAAAACAGAGGAAAAGAAAGAGAGAAGCGAUAAAGGAGGAAAAGCAGCAGAGGGAGCAGAUGAUGGAAGCUCCUGUAGUCAAAUGUUAACUCUCAUCCUUAAAACUCUGCUUCCAAGGUAUGAGUCUCUUCUUCGAGCAGUAGAGCCCAUCCCACUGUAUGCGCUCAAACUCCUGGUAUCGAUGACUGAACACAGCACGCCUAUCUGCAGGUUGAUCAAACACAGUAGGAUCCUACCAACAGUCUUUCAGCUCAUUAUGGCUAACAGUAGCAAUGUUACCAGUGGGUUGAUCCAGAAUGCAGUUGCCUUGCUAUGUAAUCUUAGUGGAGACACAAUCUUGGACCUGGAGCCACCACACCAACAAGGUUUAAUUGAGUUGAUGGUGAACACCCUGUCCGAAGCUGCACUCGUCCACCUGAAUGGAGAGGGUCAUGCUGGGAGGAAGGUCAGCCAUCUUGUGUUACAAGCCCUUUUGGAACUGCUUCACAACAUCCUAAAACAAACAUCUGUUGUUGUUCGCUCAGCACUGCAGAGCCAGAGGCUAUCUUGUCCAGCAGUAGAGAUGGAGGCAGCAGAGAAGCUGCUCCUAGAAAACCGACCCCUGAGUCAACUCAGCAUACACCUCAUUCACAUGCUGUCAGCUGAAAACCAGGAGGUUUGGGAGGAGUCUAUUCAAUGUUUGUCUCUUCUGGUUCAGCUGUAUGGAGGAGAGGGUUACGACUGUCUGUCACCUUCCUGUUUGCAAAGCUUUUCCCAUGUGCUGCGCACACACAUACACACAGAGACCCCCCGAAUCCAACGCACAACACUUAGGAUCAUCAAACGACUGGUGCAAACUACAGAGCGAUCUGAUUGGUUACAAUGUCCUGAAGGAGACGGGUUAAGGAGUCUACUGGAAGAUAUAACUACAUCCAAUAGGUGUCAUGUCGAUGUGGUUCCACUGGCUGCUGAAAUCCUCCAGGAGAUCUCUGGAUCCUAAAAGCAUUUCAUCUUCAAACCUGAAGAAAACCAGAACCAUUUCAGAACUUUAAAGACAAUUACGAUUGGUAGUCUGUGUUGUCAGGUAACAUCUUUUCUGAUUUAUCAUUUUAGAAGACUGUUCUUAAAAAAGGUUUUCAGUUUUGAAAUAAAAUGUGCAUUUAAGAAUAUAAAGAAACUGGGCUGAAUGUA